AUGGAGGAAUCAAAAUACACAUUCGAGCUUACGGAUUCGCUAAGAGCUUAUCUCGACGACCCUUUGACCAUUUCCUGUCCAGAUGCAGACCCUGGUCUCAUCAGCGAAAAUGGAGAGCCCCUCACCGCGGGGCAGGUCAAUCCUGUGCUGGACCCUAUCGUUGAAGCUGUCACCAUAAGCCCAGAUGCCAUUCUAAAAGACGAUAACUUUGACAACCUACAAUGCUUGCUGAAGUCGUUUUCUUUAAUCCCAGGAGUAUCCGCGAGCAAAGUUCUAGACUUGGUUGCCUCAGGCUUGGCCGCUGAGGCCGCUAUCGUAAACAGCGAAUUAGAAUCGGACGACCCUGGCGAUCUUGAGUUGCACAAAGAACUACUGGAGGCAUAUGGAUUCCUGCUGCUAUGGGCUAUCGGCGCGACGGAAACUCGAAUGCAAGAGAAGAGCAACCAAACUGCUCCAGCCGCCAGAGGCAGGGGUGUUAAGUCAAAGGUUUCGAAGGCUAGCGCAGGGGUUUGGGACCCAUCUUCACAGCUCCUUCAGACGUUAGACAUCAUGGCGAGAGUAAUGAAGCUCAAACUAUCUAGGAUGUUCCUGACAACUUCUGAAAGAGAUACAUUCGUCAGCCUCUUUACAAGGCCAGUGUAUUUGAUGCUAGAGAAUGAACAGCGAGUAAAGAGCGUUCCAAUGAAGAUGCACUGCUUCAAAAUACUCUGUCUUGCUGUAAAACAUCAUGGUCACGCAUACGGCGCUCAAAUCUCGAUUGUGCAAAACUUGUCAUAUUUCGAACAUCUUUCGGAGCCGAUGGCCGAGUUCUUGCAAAUCUUAGAUGAACAAUUCGAUUAUCCCCAGCUUGCCGACGAAGUUCUCCGGGAAGUUAGUAACAAGGAGUUCAACAGCAAUGAUACCAAGGGACCUAAAUCGAUAUCAACUUUCUUGGCCAAGCUCGCAGAGGUCGCGCCUCGCCUCGUUCUCAAACAAAUGACACUGUUGAUCAAACUACUGGAUAGCGAAUCGUAUACUUUGCGAUGCGGUAUCAUAGAAGUUUGCGGCAAUCUCAUCGCAGAUUUGACGAAAGAAGACGAACGGACGGAUUCACAUAAGUCACAAAUUGAGUCCUUCUACGAUGUUCUAGAAGAGAGGUUUCUAGAUAUCAACCCUUAUUGCCGCUCACGUUUGAUGCAGGUUCUCAGCAGACUUUGCGACUUGGAAAUAAAGAACCCAGGGCGCAGACAAAAAAUCACAGAACAUGCCACUCGCAGCCUCGAGGACAAGAGUAGCAAUGUUCGCAGGAAUGCCAUUAAACUGAUCGGGCGCCUUGUUGCCACACACCCUUUCAGCGUGCUGCACGGUGGACAACUUGCCCUAAAGGAGUGGACUGAGCGUUUAACCAAAGUAAAUGAAGAAAUAGAUGCGCUGGGCCCACCACCAGGGGCCCCAGGCCUCGGAGAGGGUGGGGCAGACGAAACUUCGGUUGAUGAAAGUCUAUUACAAGAUGUUACCAUGCAUGAAGCGGAUGGAGAAGAGGGCCAUCAACCGCCCGCAGGUCCAACACCAGAGGAGAUGGCAACAUCAGAGGCAAUUACAAAACUGCAAUUAACGAGGCGAUACUAUAUGGAUGCUAUCCGGUUUAUAAAUUCCCUCCAUACCGCUGCUACUCUCGUCACGCAGUUACUUGGAUCUCGAAAUAAAAGCGAGGUUAUUGAAGCUAUGGAUUUCUUUGUGGUGUUAGAUGCAUAUCGAGUUGAGCCUUCUAAGGUUGGAAUUCGCAAAAUGUUGCGGUUGAUCUGGACCAAAGGAAACAGCGAUGAAGGCCGAAGCGUUCAAACUCAUCUGAUCGACUGUUACAAGAUGCUAUACUUCGAAGCGCCGAAUAACUUCAACCCCAAUGAUGCUGCGAAUUAUGUGGCCCGGAAUAUUAUCAGUCUAACGUUUGGUGCAACUUCUGGCGAGCUUACGUCUCUUGAAGCUCUUCUGAGCACAAUGAUGAAAGCAGGUCAGAUCCCUGAAGCAGUUGUUGAAAAGCUGUGGAAGGUGUAUGGUGUGCAAAAGAAGGAAAUCUCGAGGACUCAGAGGAGAGGCGCUAUAAUAUGCAUCGGAAUGCUUGCUGUCGCAGAUCCAGAGAUCGUGAUCAAGCAUCUCGAGACACUUCUCCGCAUUGGGUUGGGUGCCCUUGGAAGAGCUGACCUCGCACUUGCCAAGUACACCUGCAUUGCUUUGAAGCAUAUUUGCCCAACCGGUAGACGGGACAGCCCGAGUACAAUGGCAAGACUCCCAAACAACCAUGCCGUACUCAUCAAGUUAGCUGCAAUCCUCGAGGUUCCUACUUCUAGCCAAGACUGGCUUGGUCUUGCUGAGCAGGCAGUGAAUGCUAUCUACGCAUUAUCACAGCACCCAGAUGUAUUGGUGACGGAAAUUAUCCAAAGAAAGACUAGGAGCGUGUUUUGCGCCCCUCGUGCAAUGGAGAUCGAGGACGGUGAACCAGCCCCGCAAAAGCCGGAGGAUAGCAUUGACGCAAAUAUCAAGCUUUCUCAGCUCUUGUUCCUUGUAGGUCACGUUGCUAUCAAACAAAUUGUCCACCUUGAGCUCCACGAAUUAGACUUCAAGAGAAGGAAGGCUGCGUCAGAGAAACUGAAAGCAACCGCUCAGACUCCAGAGAAAGGAGCAGCUGCUCAGACUGCCCAAAGUGAGUUGGAUCUUAUUGGCGGUACCAAUGAAGACGACUUUACGGAUGCCAUGCAACAUAUUCGCGAAAGAGAGUUGCUUUAUGGAAACAAAUCGCUUCUAGCUCGAUUUGGGCCGAUGCUUAUGGAGAUAUGCUCCAGUAAUACCAACUACAAGGACGCCAACCUCCAGGCUACUGCAACUCUUUGCCUUGCGAAGUUUAUGUGUGUGUCAUCGGAAUUUUGCGAGAAUAACUUACCACUAUUGAUCACCAUUAUGGAAAAAUCUACAGAUCCUAUUAUCAGGAGUAAUGUAGUAAUCGGGUUAGGAGACAUGGCAGUGUGUUUUAAUCAUCUAAUCGAUGAAAACACGGACUUCUUAUACCGCCGUUUGAACGAUAAGGAGGCAUCGGUGAAAAGAACAUGUCUGAUGACCCUAACAUUCUUGAUAUUGGCCGGUCAAGUAAAAGUUAAGGGGCAACUCGGGGAGAUGGCGAAAUGCUUGGAGGAUCAGGAUAAAGGAAUUGCUGAUUUGGCGAAGAUGUUCUUUACCGAGUUGGCUACGAAGGAUAAUGCGGUGUAUAAUCACUUCAUUGAUGUGUUUUCACUCCUUACUACGGAUCAGAACAUCGAUGAGGAGUCUCUGAAGAGGAUUGUGAAGUUCUUGACUUCAUUCAUUGAAAAGGAUAAACAUGCUAGACAGCUCUCGGACAAGUUGGCUGCCCGUUUAGGACGCUGUGAUACUGAAAGACAAUGGAAUGAUGUUGCAUAUGCGCUCUCACUCUUGCCGCACAAGAACGAGGAGAUCCAAAAGGUGGUCGCCGCAGGGUUCAGGGUUGUACAAGGCACAGCUUGA
Orbilia oligospora ATCC 24927 is the source of this 3513-nucleotide messenger RNA. RefSeq lists its product as uncharacterized. The record is from RefSeq and is a predicted model, not a curated record. Gene Ontology annotation, molecular function: histone binding. Gene Ontology annotation, biological process: meiotic chromosome condensation; mitotic cell cycle; mitotic chromosome condensation. Bases 1 to 3513 code for a protein of 1170 amino acids. NCBI's taxonomy places the organism in Eukaryota, Fungi, Ascomycota, Orbiliomycetes, Orbiliales, Orbiliaceae. Gene Ontology annotation, cellular component: condensed chromosome, centromeric region; nucleus. The transcript is spliced from 7 exons.